Phalaenopsis equestris is the source of this 392-nucleotide messenger RNA. RefSeq names its product transcription factor ILI5-like. Gene Ontology annotation, molecular function: protein dimerization activity. The record is from RefSeq and is a predicted model, not a curated record. Gene Ontology annotation, biological process: regulation of growth; regulation of DNA-templated transcription. Bases 101 to 358 code for a protein of 85 amino acids. The transcript has 2 exons. NCBI's taxonomy places the organism in Eukaryota, Viridiplantae, Streptophyta, Magnoliopsida, Asparagales, Orchidaceae.
CUAUUUUCGCAGUCUUCUCCCUCCCCUAACCGCCCUCUCUCUCUAUAAAAAUCCCCCCUUUCCCUCCCUUACUGACACUCUCACCCUCCAGAGAAGAAGCAUGUCGAGUCGCCGGAGCAGGAUAACUGAAGCAGAGAUCAAUGAGCUCAUCUCCAAGCUCCAAUCUCUCCUCCCUGAGUCCCGGCGGCGAUCCGUCGGCAGGGUCUCCGCAUCCAAGCUUCUCAAGGAAACCUGCAAUUACAUCAAAAACUUACACCAAGAAAUCGACGAUUUAAGCGAACGGCUGUCGGGGCUGAUCAACAAUAUGGACGGCGAGAGCGCAGAGGCUGAGAUUGUCCGAAGCCUCCUGCGGUCAUAAGCUGCAUCUGUGAUUGGUUUAUAUAUAUAUAUAU